Messenger RNA from Solanum dulcamara, 3205 nucleotides. RefSeq names its product receptor-like protein EIX1. The record is from RefSeq and is a predicted model, not a curated record. NCBI's taxonomy places the organism in Eukaryota, Viridiplantae, Streptophyta, Magnoliopsida, Solanales, Solanaceae. Gene Ontology annotation, molecular function: protein binding. The coding region runs from base 66 to 3149 and encodes 1027 amino acids. The transcript has a single exon.
CCUAGUCAAUGGUAAAGAUAUACAUAUAUUAGUUGCUUAUUGGUCAAAGUUUCAAGCGAAAAACAAUGGACAAAUGGAAAUAUGUAAGGUUAGCUCAGUUCCUUGUUACUUUGUCUCUACUGUUCCUAGAGACAUCUUUUGGAUUAACAGGUAACAAGACCCUGUGUUUAGAUAAGGAGAGAGAUGCCCUUCUUGAGUUCAAAAGAGGCCUUAUUGAUUUUUUUGAUCAUUUAUCCACAUGGGGUGAUGAAGAAGAUAAACAAGAAUGCUGCAAAUGGAAGGGUAUUGAAUGUGACAGAAGAACAGGUCAUGUAACUGUUCUUGAUCUACACAAUGAGUUUACUUGUUCUACCAGUGCUUGUUUUGCUCCAAGAUUGACAGGUAAGCUUAGCCCUUCUCUGCUUGAGUUGGAGUACUUAAAUUUCUUGGACCUCAGUGUGAAUGAAUUUGAAAGAAGUGAAAUACCAAGAUUCAUAGGCUCCCUUAAGAGACUAGAGUACUUGAACCUCUCAUCUUCUUUUUUUUCUGGUGUAAUUCCAAUACAGUUCCAGAAUCUAACUUCUUUAAGGACUCUUGAUCUUGGAAACAAUAAUCUUAUAGUGAAGGACCUUAGAUGGCUUUCUCGUAUGUCUUCUCUAGAGUUUUUGAGUCUGAGUUCUAGCAACUUCCAAGUAAACAAUUGGUUUCAAGAGAUAACUAAGGUCCCUUCAUUGAAAGAACUGGACUUGAGUGGUUGUGGACUCUCUAAGUUGGUUCCAUCUCAAGCUGAUUUAGCCAAUUCUUCUUUCAUCUCUCUUUCUGUUCUUCAUUUAUGUUGUAAUGAGUUUUCUUCUUCAUCUGAAUAUAGCUGGUUAUUCAAUUUUAGCACAAGCCUAACUAGCAUUGACCUCACUUAUAAUCAACUCAUCGGUCAAAUUGAUGAUCGCUUUGGGAGCUUGAUGUAUCUUGAACAUCUUAAUCUUGCUAAUAACUUUGAGAUUAAAGGUGGGGUUCCCAGUUCAUUUGGGAAUUUGACACGUUUACGUCAUCUGGACAUGUCUAACACUCGGACAGACCAAUGGCUUCCUGAGUUGUUUCUCAGGUUAUCAGGCAGUAGGAAAUCACUUGAGGUUUUGGGGUUGAACGACAACUUGUUAUUUGGUUCAGUUGUUAAUGUCACAAGAUUUUCAUCCUUGAAGAAAUUAUACCUGCAGGAAAAUGUGCUGAAUGGUUUUUUCAUGGAAAGAGCGGGACAAGUUUCUAGGCUUGAGUAUCUGGAUUUUUCUGAUAACCAAAUGAGAGGGCCAUUACCAGAUUUAGCAUUGUUUCCAUCAUUGAUAGAGUUGCAUCUUGGCUCUAAUCAAUUUCAAGGGAGGAUACCACAAGGUAUUGGAGAACUUUCACAGCUUAGAAUUUUGGAUGUCUCAUCCAAUAGACUGGAAGGAUUACCAGAAAGUAUGGGGAAACUAUCGAACCUGGAAAGUUUUGAUGCCUCUUAUAAUGUCCUGAAGGGUAUAAUCACUGAGUCCCACCUUUCAAACCUUUCCAGUUUAGUGGAUUUGGACUUGUCAUUCAACUCAUUGGCUCUAAAGAUGAGCUUCGAUUGGCUUCCUCCUUUUCAGCUACAAGUUAUAAGCCUUCCGUCUUGCAAUUUGGGACCUUCUUUCCCAAAAUGGCUUCAAAAUCAAAAUAACUAUACUGUUCUUGAUAUUUCUCUUGCAAGUAUUUCAGACACACUUCCAAGUUGGUUCUCUGGUUUCCCCUCCGAUCUCAAGAUCUUGAAUCUCUCAAACAACCAAAUCAGUGGAAGAGUGUCUGACUUAAUAGAGAAUACAUAUGGUUACAUGGUUAUAGAUUUAAGCUCUAACAACUUUUCAGGGCCUUUGCCGCUAGUCCCUACCAAUGUCCAAAUAUUUUACCUGCAUAAAAAUCAGUUUUUCGGAUCCAUCUUUUCAAUUUGUCAAAGUAGAACAUCCCUCACUUCUCUUGACUUGUCACGCAACCAAUUCUCAGGAGAACUUCCUGAUUGUUGGAUGAAUAUGACUAUUCUAUCUGUUCUUAAUCUAGCCUAUAACAAUUUCUCUGGAGAAGUUCCACAUUCAAUGGGUUCCUUGACUAAUUUGAAGGCGUUAUACAUACGCCAGAACAGUUUUAGUGGAAUGUUGCCUUCUUUUUCACAAUGUCAGCAGUUGCAAAUCUUGGAUCUUGGAGGGAAUAAGUUGACAGGAAGUAUCCCAGCAUGGAUAGGGACUGAUCUACUCAAUUUGCGCAUUCUAAGCCUGCGGUUCAACAGAUUGUAUGGCAGCAUACCAUCAAUUAUCUGUCAGCUUCAAUUUCUUCAGAUACUGGACCUUUCAGCAAAUGGAUUAUCGGGGAAAAUUCCACAUUGCUUCAACAAUUUUACCAUAUUGUAUCAAGAUAAUAAUACUGGUGAGCCAAUGGAAUUUAUAGUCCAAGGUUUCUAUGGUAAAUAUCCUCGCAGUUACUCAUAUAUUGGUGACCUAUUGGUUCAAUGGAAAAACCAAGAGUCUGAGUACAAGAAUCCUUUAAUAUAUCUGAAGACUAUUGAUCUUUCAAGUAAUGAAUUGGUUGGAGGGGUUCCUGAAGAAAUCGCCGAGAUGAGAGGAUUGAAAUCUUUGAACCUUUCAAGAAAUGAUCUGAAUGGAAGUGUCAUUGAAGGAAUUGGUCAAAUGAAGAUGUUGGAGUCUCUUGACUUGUCAAGAAACCAACUUUCUGGUGUGAUCCCUCCGGGCCUUGCUAAUUUGACUUUUCUUAGUGUGUUGGACUUGUCGAACAACCACUUAACAGGGAGAAUUCCGUCAAGCACUCAAUUGCAAAGUUUUGAUAGAUCAUCCUACAGUGAUAAUGCUCAACUCUGCGGUCCUCCUCUUCAAGAGUGUCCAGGAUAUGCUCUUCCUAGCCCUCGUAUCGAUCCUGGCAGCAAAACCAAUCCACAAGAACAUGAUGAUUAUGAGGAGUUCCUAUCUCUGGAGUUCUAUAUAUCAAUGGUGCUAGGUUUCUCUAUCGCAUUUUGGGGAUUCUUGGGAUGUUUAAUUGUCAACCGUUCUUGGAGGAAUGCCUACUUCACAUUCUUAACGGACAUGACGAGUUGGCUCCAUUUGACAUCAAUACUUUGCUUUGCAAGACUGAAGGGAAAGCUAAGGAACUAAUAAAUGUAAAGUUCCACCAUACUUGUUUACUUUUAAGAGUUGGCUUGUUUUCUUGA